This is a messenger RNA of Gastrolobium bilobum, 1286 nucleotides long. Its product is annotated as protein SRG1. The record is from RefSeq and is a predicted model, not a curated record. The transcript is spliced from 4 exons. NCBI's taxonomy places the organism in Eukaryota, Viridiplantae, Streptophyta, Magnoliopsida, Fabales, Fabaceae. The coding region runs from base 34 to 1137 and encodes 367 amino acids.
GUAGGGAAAAUUCCAUCUUCAAAUUCUGUUUCCAUGGCUCCUGUACCUAUUUCUCCUCCCAUCAAAGUUGGGCACAUUGAUGAUGUCCAAGAACUAAGAAAAACUAAGCCAAGGACAAUUCCUCAAAGAUUUGUACGAGACAUGACUGAAAGACCAACACUUGAUACAUCUUUUUCUUCACCAUACAGUGACAUCAUGCCUAUCAUUGACUUCUCUAAGCUUAGUAAAGGGAACAAAGAGGAAGUCUUCAAUGAACUUUUCAAGCUUGCAUCUGCUUGUGAGGAGUGGGGAUUUUUUCAGGUAAUUAAUCAUGAGGUUGACCAAAAUCUGUUGGAGACCAUAGAGGAUAUGAGCAAGGAGUUUUUCAUGCUACCUUUGGAAGAGAAACAGAAAUACCCUAUGGCACCAGGUACAGUUCAAGGGUAUGGACAAGCUUUUGUUUUCUCAGAGGAUCAAAAGCUGGAUUGGUGCAACAUGUUUGCUCUUGGAAUUGAACCUCAAUAUGUUAGGAAUCCAAAUCUAUGGCCAACGAGGCCAGCAAGAUUCAGUGAAACUGUGGAAGUGUACUCAAGAGAAAUAAGGAAACUAUGCCAGAAUAUGCUCAAAUACAUAGCUUUAGGACUGGGCUUGAAAGGGGAUGUAUUUGAGAAGAUGUUUGAUGUAGCAGUGCAAGCCUUAAGGAUGAAUUACUACCCAACAUGUUCAAGACCUGACCUUGUUUUGGGUCUGAGCCCACAUUCAGAUGGUAGUGCACUCACUGUGUUGCAGCAAGCAAAGGGAAGCCCAGUGGGACUUCAAAUACUCAAGGACAAUACAUGGGUGUCUGUUCAACCAAUUCCAAAUGCUCUUGUCAUCAACAUUGGAGACACAAUAGAAGUUCUUACAAAUGGAAAAUACAGGAGUGUGGAGCAUAGAGCUGUGGCUCAUAAGGAGAAAGAUCGACUAUCAAUUGUGACAUUUUAUGCUCCUAGCUAUGAAGUAGAGCUUGGUCCAAUGUCAGAAUUUGUGGAUGAAAAUCACCCAUGCAAGUAUAGAAGAUACAAUCAUGGAGAGUACAGUAAACACUAUGUAACAAACAAGUUACAAGGAAAAAAGACCCUGGACUUUGCCAAGAUUCAAAUAAAAAACACAAACUAGGAAGGCCAACUCAGCUCCCCUACUAGCUAAGAGUACUAUAGUUAGACUAUCUGUCUAUAAAUAUGAACCAUAUAAAAGUAUCAAGGUCAAGCUUCUCAAUUCUUUUUAUUGAAAAAUAGGCAAAAACAAUUAGUUGGGUGAUGUAUAAG